Messenger RNA from Emericellopsis cladophorae, 1155 nucleotides. RefSeq lists its product as uncharacterized. The record is from RefSeq and is a predicted model, not a curated record. Bases 1 to 1155 code for a protein of 384 amino acids. The transcript has a single exon. NCBI's taxonomy places the organism in Eukaryota, Fungi, Ascomycota, Sordariomycetes, Hypocreales, Bionectriaceae.
AUGCCUCAGCAGACGUCCGCGGACAGUCCCGAUAGAAUGCCGACUGCUGUGCACGAUCACGCUGACCAAGAUCACGUUGACCACGUACAUGUAGACAGCUCCAACAACCUGUCCAUGUUUGAUGGCGUGCACGACUUCCUCCUGGACGCUGCGGCUAUCGACAACGACCAGAGCAAUGAAUUCGGCACCCCCCGAGUCCCUGAUGGUUACACCACCACCACCGCCAAUUUGCCGGGUUCCAUCUUCAUCGGCCCCUCCGUGACAACCGGUUCCUCCCUAAGCUGGCGCUCGAUGACUGCAACGCCAUCCCUCUCCCAGAUACUACCACCAUCCGAGAGCAGGCCAUCCUCUUCUUCUUCUUCUUCUCUGCCGGGCCUGCAGCUCUCCGAGUUUCAACAGAAUCUUACAAGCCACUUGGCCCAGCUGCGCUCAACACCCUGGGACAUCCUCAGCACCCUACGACUGGAGAGCACCCCCUGCCUCACCUGCCACCGGCCAGCAAUAGAUCCCCUCCUGGGGGCCGCGUUUGAUCCUCUCACGAGCACGUUCCGCCACAUGGCCGAGUUUGAGCGCAUCAUCUCCCAUUUCAGGACGCGCGGAAUGAACCUGCACAUCACCAGCGGGGCUGCUGCCGCCGCCGCAGACGACCACGGGCCGCCCAUGGAGCUCUCGUACGUGCUGACGGCCGUGUCGUGCUACAUCCAGCUGGUGCUCAUCUACGACUGCAUCCUGUCCCACCUGGCCGAGCAGUGCGCCAACAAUCGCAUCGUGCGCGACUUCAUCUUGCUCUCCGCGCCGUCCCUGUCGCUGGGCGGCCAGGCUUUGCCACCGAGCAGGAACCUCCUGGGCAAGUCCCUGGUGCGGCUUCUCGAGAGCAGGAUCGGGACGAUCGAGGCUCUUCUCGGGUUGCCAGACGAGGUACGAGUGUCGAGGGGUGGGAGGAGGAGGAGGAAGGGCAGGGGGCGCAACGCGGAGGGCGCCGAGGACGAGUGUGGUGCCAGUGUCAGCGACAGGAGCGAGGGGCCAGGCCUAGUCGGCAAGUCGCUGCUGGGCGUGCUCCACGCUUCCUUGAUGACAAGGGAGUCGGACAAUGGGCGACCAGCUAUCCUGGAGAGCCUGAGGGCGCGAAUGGUGUACCUGGAGCAGCUGGCCUGA